Molecule: messenger RNA, 492 nt
Organism: Cylicostephanus goldi
Lineage: Eukaryota; Metazoa; Nematoda; Chromadorea; Rhabditida; Strongylidae
Source: the annotation of a GenBank genome assembly
AUGAACGAAAAGCUUGCUCUAUUCUACAGAAUUUUUUUAUUUUCUAGCGCUUGGCUAAAAGGAUGGGAGCACGAAGUCGUUGACCGCUUCAAUAAGCGCCUUGAUAUGAUGACAAAUCUAGAAAUGGAAACUGCUGAAGAGCUGCAGAUUGCUAACUACGGUAUUGGUGGUCACUAUGACCCCCACUUCGACCAUGCCCGGAAAGAUGAGGUGAAAUCUUUCGACACACUUGGCACAGGCAAUCGAAUCGCUACUGUUCUUCUUUACAUGUCUCAGCCAGUAUUUGGUGGUGCUACUGUGUUUACCGAAGCUAAAUCUACAAUCAUGCCAUCAAAGAAUGAUGCCCUAUUCUGGUAUAAUCUCCACAGAUUUGGUGAUGGUGACCCACGAACUCGUCAUGCGGCAUGUCCAGUCCUUGUGGGCGUAAAAUGGGUAAGUGAACUCUAUAGAUGUGAAAAAAGGGAAUCUCCACUUGCUGCAGGUUUCAAAUAA